Hippocampus comes (tiger tail seahorse) is the source of this 1733-nucleotide messenger RNA. RefSeq names its product class I histocompatibility antigen, F10 alpha chain-like. The coding region runs from base 105 to 1091 and encodes 328 amino acids. Gene Ontology annotation, cellular component: external side of plasma membrane. Gene Ontology annotation, biological process: immune response. The transcript is spliced from 6 exons. The record is from RefSeq and is a predicted model, not a curated record. Lineage: Eukaryota; Metazoa; Chordata; Actinopteri; Syngnathiformes; Syngnathidae.
ACAUUGCGGGCUUCCCGGCAUACAUCGAGGUGGGUUAUGUGGACGGAGUCGAGUUCACACACUACAACAGCGAAAGCAAGAAAGCGGAGGCUAAGCAGGACUGGAUGAAGAGCUUCGCCGUGGACAACCCUGACUACUGGGAGAUGGAGACGCAGAGAAACGUCGUCAACGAGCACGUCUUCCUAGUUAACAUCGGAAUCGCCAAGGAGCGCUUCAACCAUACGGGAGGUGUUCACAUUAUCCAGUGGAUGUUUGGCUGCGAGUGGAAUGAUGAGACCAAUGAAACGGAUGGUUGCAAUCAGCACAGCUACGACGGAGAAGACUUCAUCGCGCUGGACACCAAGACAAUGACGUAUGUUGCGGCAAAUCCGCAAGCUUUCAUCACCACUCUCAAGUGGAACCGUGACCAGGAUCGAAAAGAAUACAGGAAGCAUUACUACACCGAGAUGUGUCCCUCUUUGUUGCGGAGGCUUGUCAACUACGGGCAGAAAGUCUUGAUGAGGACAGAGCUUCCCAAGGUCUCUCUUCUUCAGAAGACGCCGUCCUCUCCGGUCACGUGCCACGCGUCGGGAUUCUACCCUCACAUGGCCGACCUUUUCUGGAGGAAAGAUGGCGAGCAGCUCCACGAGGACGUGGAUUCUGGCCAGACCCUGCCCAACCAUGACGGAACCUUCCAGAUGAUGGUGGACCUGAGACUGGAGGUGACGGAUGAGGUGGAGGGCCAGUACGAAUGUGUGUUUCAGCUGGCUGGUGUCAAGGGCGAAAUUGUCACCAAGCUGGAGAAAAGGAACAUCCUGAGCAACGCACGCAAUGAGGCAGAAACAAGGAAGAAAAUUGGCACCAUCGCUGCCUUAUUGGUGGUCGUCGCUCUGGUGGUCGUCAUUGUGGUGAUCGUCGUCGUCAUUAUGAGGCGUCUUAACCGCAGUCAUGACAUUGAAACUUCGUCUUCUAGUGACGGAGAGCUCUCAAGCGAAAGCGAACGUCAAAUGCUGAGCAAGACAAAUGGGCCAACGCAAGACGGAGAGGACGCAUUAACGGACUGCGUGCCGCUUGCCCCGGCUGGGCUGAACGACAAAGUACCGCUGUCUUAGCAGUGGGGCUGGUUCUUCAACCAAUCAGACUUCAUAUUCUCCUCACGGUGCCAUCUCGCUGGCCCGAAACAUCGUCGCCAUUUUCGUGUGGUCCGAUCGGUGGGUCACAGCAAAACAAAACGCGUAUCGUAUCUAGCAGUCAACACAGAUGAACACAUUUGACAAUUGGCAUCUUGGGAGCAGAGUAUGGCGUGUUUCAUUUAUGAUGCUUCUCCUGUUGUGAGAUGAAGAGUGAUCGUGAACUGCCCUAGUAUUUAGAUUAUUCCAUAACUGCGACAUGACGGUGGUGGUUUCCAAGAUGGAUUAAGGUGGGCAAAGCGCCAAAUUCAAGGCCCGCCAUUGCAACUAACCGACGUGGAUGAUGACACUUUCACGUUUGAUGUAAAGCAGUUUUUGAAGCCGCCACCGAACAAACACGUUGACGCACGCUCAUCGACAUGUAGUCAAAUUUCAUCAGAUCAGGUUUUCGGUUUCCACUAGUGCAGGAGUAUCUCUUUUUCUCCAUUUGAUUUUGUCUGGGACAGUCACACGUUGGAUUGAUCAAUGAACAUACCACUGAAAGACUCUGCCAAAGAAAUAGUUAGCCAUUUUAUUUUUUAUUUUUUUGCAAUUUAGUGUCCCAUUAGCCUGCCAUGCAUGUUU